Molecule: messenger RNA, 3801 nt
Organism: Raphanus sativus (radish)
Lineage: Eukaryota; Viridiplantae; Streptophyta; Magnoliopsida; Brassicales; Brassicaceae
Exons: 2
Coding region: 1-3801 (1266 amino acids)
Molecular function (GO): catalytic activity
Source: RefSeq, a predicted model, not a curated record
AUGCGUGGCUUUAACAUGUCACGUAAACACAGGGAAGUCAAGAGAUGGGUUCAGUCUGAGAAGUUUAUUUUUGGGUGUUUGCUGGAGACAAGAGUUCAGGCUGGAAAUUUCAGAGGUUGUAUGGAAGCUGCUUUGCCGGGUUGGGCAGCAAUGGCUAACUACAAUUUUAAUCUGUUGGGGAGAAUCUGGUUCUGCUGGUCUGAUAAAGUGGUGGUGACCAGGCUUCACUCUAGCUCUCAGGUUAUCACGUGUGCUAUUCAGAUACCGGAGACAAGGGAACAGUUCAUAUGCUCAGCAGUGUAUGCUUCGAACAAUGAGGUGGAAAGGAGAGCGCUCUGGGCUGAUUUGCGGGGAACUCAAGCAGCAUACCAUCAUCUUGACUUGCCAUGGAUAGUCAUUGGAGACUUUAACGUAACUCUCUCUUCUGCUGAGCACUCGAGAGGCGGAGCCACGCAAUCAUCUCAUUUAGGGAUGCGGUUCUUUCAGGAGGCGGUGGGGGACUGUAAUCUUACGGAUAUGGCCUCUUCUGGAGCUUUGUUUACUUGGUGGAAUAAACGAGAUGAGGACCCCAUAGGCAAGAAGUUGGAUCGAGCGUUGAUAAAUACGGCCUGGUUUAGUGAUUUUCCUCACUCAACAUCGAGAUUUGAAGCGGGAGGAAUCUCGGAUCAUGCUAGGUGCGUGGUUCAGCUCUCAGCUAGUCGCAUUGAAGCUCGCAAACCUUUCCGUUUCUUCAAUUUGCUCACUGAGCACAAGGAUUUCCUCCCCGUGGUUCAGAGAAUUUGGGGUUCAACGCAGGAAAUUCAUCACUCUCGUUCAGCUCUUGCUAGGUUCCACGCCAAACUAAAGAUGCUCAAGUAUGACUUGAGACUUCUUAACAAGACCCACUUUGGAGAUUUGCCUAACAGAACUAAGCAGGCUUAUGAGGAGUUAUGUCGACUUCAGAACUUGGCUCUCAUCGACCCAUGCCCUGCUACUUUUGCUGCAGAAGCCGAAGCGUCAGAUAAGUGGCACAACUUGGCUCGAGUUGAGGAAAAGUUCUUUCAUCAGAAGUCUUAUAUACGAUGGAUGGGUGCGGGGGACCAGAAUACAGUCUUAUUUCACCGUUCUGUCCAAACAAGAAAUGCUGGCAACAGCAUUAAUGUACUGGUCAAUGAGGCGGGUGAUACACUUACCAAUCCUGAAGAAAUUAAAACGGAGGCUGUCCUGCAUUUUCAGAAAUUCCUUCAAAUGCAGGACCGGGGAAAUGAGGAGGAUUCUUUACCUAUGCUGCAAGAGUUGAUAUCGUAUCGCUGCACUCCAAACUCCGAUGCUUGUCUUGUAGCCCCAGUCUCAGCAGAGGAAAUCGUCUCAGCAAUUCAGGCCUUGCCAAAAGACAAGGUCUCAGGACCUGAUGGCUUUACCAAGGAGUUCUUUGUAGCAGCCUGGCCGGUUAUCGGAAAGGAGUUUAUUAUUUCUGUGCAGUCCUUCUUCUUAUUUGGCUUCUUACCCACGGGAAUCAAUGCUACGAUCCUUGCACUCAUCCCCAAAUCGGUUGAUGCUCAAUCAAUGAAGGACUACCGGCCCAUAGCGUGCUGCAAUUUUCUGUAUAAGGUCAUCGCGAAGAUACUAGCUCGUAGGCUCAGAACAAUUCUCCUUGAGGCUAUAGAACUGAACCAGAGUGCUUUCAUCAAAGGAAGGCUUCUAUUGGAGAAUGUUCUACUAGCUUCAGAGUUGGUAAAUGGCUAUCAUAAGACAACAAACUCCAACCGAGCCACGAUCAAACUGGAUAUCUCCAAAGUGUUUGACACGGUCAAAUGGUCUUUCAUCACUGCGGUCUUGAGAGCUAUGAGUCUUCCUGCGCAAUUCAUUCUUUGGAUAAGGGUUUGCAUAUCUACAGCAGCCUUCUCGGUCUCGGUUAAUGGCUGCUUAGAAGGAUUUUUCACAAGUGCUCGGGGAAUUCGACAAGGCUGCUCCCUCUCACCUUAUCUAUACGUCAUCCUAAACAAUGUUCUGUCUAAGAUGCUUAAUAGAGCAGCAGAAGAGAAGCAGUUCAGUUAUCAUCACCAGUGCAUGGAGGUGAAGCUCACUCACUUAAGCUUCGCUGAUGAUAUCCUGGUUUUUACGGAUGGAUCGAGCAGGUCAUUGCGGGGGGUACUGAAGGUCAUGGAUCAGUUCGCACGUAUAUAUGGGCUGCAUAUAAACGCUUCAAAAUCUUCCUUAUAUGCUUCGGGUCAGACAGUCACACCCAUGCUAGCUGAAGCGGAGCGAAUUGGGCUUAAGAUCGGGAAGCUCCCUAUCAUUUACCUAGGAAUGCCUCUUACCACUAAAGCUCUUACCAAGCAGGAGUAUGAACCUUUGAUUGAUAAGGUGAGGAGGAGAAUGCUAUCCUGGAAGAAUAAAUGCCUUUCUUAUGCUGGCCGGUUGCAACUGAUCAAGUCAGUGAUCUCCAGCAUUGUCAAUUUCUGGAGUCAAGCUUUUAUUCUCCCGAAAGCCUGCCUAAAUGAGAUAGAAGGUAUGUGUAGUGCUUUCCUUUGGUCCGGGUCUCCUCACCAGUCCCAUAAGGCAAAGGUGGCUUGGGAGGAUCUCUGCUGUCCAAAGGAGGAGGGAGGUUUGGGCAUUCGGAAGCUGCGGGAUUCAUCGAAAGUAUUUGCUCUGAGUUUGAUUUGGAGGAUUGUAUCGCGCACUAGUUCUCUCUGGGUUUCUUGGAUUCAACAAUAUCUGUUAAGGCAAAACUAUUUUUGGGAUGUAAGGGAGGAUGGAAAGGGCUCUUGGAUAUGGAGAAAGUUACUGAAGCUUAGGCCGCUGGCUUAUCAGUUCAUUAGGAUACAGGUAAAUGAUGGAUGCACUGCAUUCUUCUGGUUUGAUAACUGGUUGCAGACAGGGAAGCUUAUUGACAUUACGGGGGCUGUUGGUACAUGUUAUCUGGGCAUUCCUCGUAAUGCCAAAGUUUGUGAUGCAGUAUUGCAGGCGCGGUGGAAUGUCAGGGGCCAUAGAAGCCGUCAUUUUAGUGAGCUACAUGCGCGCAUCCAAAGAGAACCGGUCCCGGAUGAUGAACAAGGCCAUGAUGUAACCCUUUGGAAGCAUGCUGAGGAUGACUAUAAACCAUGGUUCUCUUCUAAGCGAACAUGGGAACAGAUUCGAGAGCAUAAGGCGUCGGUUACAUGGAGCAAGACAGUGUGGUUUGCUCAAGGGGUACCGAGAUUCUCGUUUAUGGUCUGGCUGGUUGUGAAGAAUAGAUUAGCCAUUGGAGACCGGAUGAGAGCUUGGGGCCUGCAACAGAGCUGUGUUCUAUGUGGGGAGAGGGAUGAAACCAGAGAUCACCUCUUCUUCGCCUGCCCUUACUCGUUUACUGUCUGGAACAAUUUAGCAGGAAGGCUAAGUGGUUUUAGAACUGAUCCUGAUUGGGAGAUUACUCUGCAGUUUUUGACCUCAAAUAGCCUGCAGUAUUUGGACAAGAUUCUGCUGAAACUGGUUUUCCAGACCUCUAUCUACCACAUCUGGCAGGAACGGAACAAGCGCAAACAUCACACGGGCUAUCGUUCGGUGGACCAAUUGAUAAGGCUUAUUGAUAAGGCGGUCCGGAACAGGAUAUCGUCUCUGCGAUAUGGAGCUGAGCAUAAGCUUGGAAGGAUGAUGCAAAGAUGGGAUGAAGCUUCCAUUAUGAAGGCAAAGGUUGAAGCGAAAGCUGGAGGUAAAAGGUAUUGGCGUUUGCAGAAAGAGAUCCAUGAAUUCUAUGGUGUGGAGAAACAAGAGAUGGAGGAUCGAUCUUCAGAACUCCCGGCGGCGAAGAACUACGGCGGUUGUGUUUACCGUUUCGCAUGA